This is a messenger RNA of Strongylocentrotus purpuratus (purple sea urchin), 489 nucleotides long. Its product is annotated as histone H2b-2. Lineage: Eukaryota; Metazoa; Echinodermata; Echinoidea; Camarodonta; Strongylocentrotidae. Gene Ontology annotation, molecular function: structural constituent of chromatin; protein heterodimerization activity; DNA binding. The record is from RefSeq and is marked provisional. Gene Ontology annotation, cellular component: nucleosome.
UCAGCUUCAUCUUAACCGCAACAAUGCCAAGAAGUCCGUCCAAGACUAGCCCGAGGAAGGGUAGCCCUCGCAGAGGUAGCCCUAGUCGCAAGGCUAGCCCCAAGCGUGGUGGCAAGGGAGCAAAGCGAGCUGGAAAGGGAGGUCGUCGUAGGAAUGUCGUCAGGCGUCGCCGCCGUCGCCGAGAGAGCUACGGCAUCUACAUCUACAAAGUGCUGAAGCAGGUUCACCCCGACACUGGCAUCUCCAGCCGUGGAAUGUCUGUGAUGAACAGCUUCGUCAAUGAUAUCUUCGGGAGGAUCGCCGGAGAGGCUUCCCGUCUGACUCGCGCCAACCGACGCAGCACGAUCAGCAGCCGCGAGAUCCAGACUGCUGUUCGCCUUCUCCUCCCAGGAGAACUGGCCAAGCACGCCGUGUCUGAGGGUACCAAGGCCGUGACCAAGUACACCACCUCCCGUUAAAUCCUCGGUGCAGCCAUGCUGUAACAAAACC